This is a messenger RNA of Rhodamnia argentea, 1488 nucleotides long. Its product is annotated as probable F-box protein At4g22030. Lineage: Eukaryota; Viridiplantae; Streptophyta; Magnoliopsida; Myrtales; Myrtaceae. Bases 71 to 1357 code for a protein of 428 amino acids. The record is from RefSeq and is a predicted model, not a curated record. The transcript has a single exon.
CAAUUCUCUCAGAACCACCACAUUCACGCACAAAAAGUUGACAGCAACACAAGACUUGUCACCUUCAUCAAUGGCCGCUUUACAAGCUACCUCUGUCUUAGUUUCUUCUUCUUCUUCCUCUUCAGGUUGUUCUUUGAAGAGAACGAUCGCCGCUUCGAUCAAAGUCCCGAAGCCCUCGAUACUCAGCUUCGCUGAUCAUCCAGGCGCUGUGAUCGCGAAGAAGCUAGCUGAGGAAUUGAGCAUCAGGAACAGUUACUCCUUCGCCGAGCCGCUACAGAUAGACGUCGCCCAGAAAGAUAGGAUUUUGGAGCCGCACCUAUCGCCUGCUUCCUCUAUCGAAACGACCACGAAGCUCUAUGCGAUCUUGGAGGCUGUUGAAGAUAGAGUGGAGAUGCACCAUAACAUCGGUGAGCAGCGAGACAACUGGAACAAGCUCCUGUUGAACUCGGUCAAUAUGAUGACUCUCACUGCCACCACCAUGGCGGCGAUGGCUGCCACUAUGCCGGCUACGUCGCUGAGAGUAUGCUCCGCUCUGUUGUUCACAGCAGCCACUGGGAUGUCGCUUGUCAUAAGCAAAAUCCAGCCCUCGCAGCUAGCAGAAGAGCAACGCAACGCCUUGAGGUUAUUCAAGGAGCUUCGGAGCAAGAUCAAGUCGAUGCUCGCGCUCCGAUAUCUGACUGAGUCGGACUUGAAGGAGACAAUGGAGAAGGUGCUGGCCCUUGAUAGGGCUUAUCCGCUGCCUCUGCUCGGAGCGAUGAUCGAGAAGUUCCCCGCGAAAUUUCAGCCUGCCACAUGGUGGCCUAGGGUUUCCAACAACCGCCGCCAAUCCCGAGGGCGCAAAACUGUCACAAACACAGAGCAAAAUGGAUGGAGCGAGGACCUAGAAGUGGAGAUGAGAGCGAUCGUCCAAGUCCUCAAGAGCAAAGACAAGCAAGACUACUUGAGGCUCGGGAAUCUGGCUCUAAAAUUGAAUAAGAUGUUGGCGGUUUCUGCUCCUUUGCUGACCGGCAUUGCCACGGCCAGCUCGGCCUUCGGUGGCUCGAUGGCCACGACGGUGGCAGCGAUUGCCGGUGCGAUGGCGGCGAUUGUCAACAGCUUCGAGCAUGGAGGUCAAGUCGGUAUGGUGGUGGAGAUGUACAGAAAUUGUGCGGGGUUCUUCGAGCUUGUGGAAGAGACGAUCGAAAUGACGCUAGAAGAGAGAGACUAUAGCAAGAGAGAGAACGGAGAGAUGUUCGAGAUGAAGGUGGCGAUGAAGCUGGGGCGGAGCUUGUCGCAGCUUCGAGAUUUAGCAAGAAAAUCAGUGGCUUCUUGUAUAGGAGGGACUGAGGUGGAUGAGUUUGGAAGCAAGCUUUUCUGAACUCCUUUGUACAAAGAUAUUAAGUGUACAUAUAAUACACGAUUCUUCCAUUCAUUAGUUCUUGGUGCCUAUUUUAUGUACAUUUUGUGGCAGAGAAAGAAAUAUGAUCAUAGUAUAAAGAUUCUUAUUUC